AUGGACAGUGUACCAGACGAGGAGGAACAGACAUGCGCUAGCCUUCAGUCGGAGGAAUGGGAGGUCCUGGAGUACCGUGUGCUUGUCGACUCGGACACUGACCCUCUCGUCCCUCUCGCCUAUUCAGCUGCAGUUUAUGUUGCCGGAAACGUAUCCGCUGACCACGCCCCAAAUUCGUGGCUUACGCUUCGCAGGAUAAAUCAGCUAAAGGAGAUGUUGACGGGGAUGUGGCAGACCGGUGAAUGGGUGCUUUAUACCUGGGUAGAGUGGAUUCGCAGUGCGGAGUUCUUGAGAGAGUUGGGGACCAUGUCUGUGGAUGAGCCGGGGAGUGGGAUUCUCAGCCUCGCCCAUCCAGCGCCACACCUACUCGCCACCCACCUCACGACCCACUCACGCCUCUCGAAAUCCUCCCAAUUCGCACUCACGACGUACACCUGCUCCAUAUGCAUCUCUGAAUCCAAAGGCUCUCGGUGUGUACAACUCGACAAAUGUGGACAUGUGUUCUGUCGGGAUUGUCUUCAUGAAUAUUGGACGAUGUGUAUUCUGGAGGGGGAUGUGGGGAAGGUUAUCUGUCCUGAUCCAGAGUGUGUUAAGGAGAGGGGUAAGAAGAGUGGAGAGUAUGUAGAGGUGGAGGAGGAGGAGGUUAGGAGAGUGGUGGGAAACGAGAGGGCGGUGGGGAGGUGGAAGUUGUUGAGGAGGAAAAGAUAA
Stereum hirsutum FP-91666 SS1 is the source of this 708-nucleotide messenger RNA. RefSeq lists its product as uncharacterized. Lineage: Eukaryota; Fungi; Basidiomycota; Agaricomycetes; Russulales; Stereaceae. Bases 1 to 708 code for a protein of 235 amino acids. The record is from RefSeq and is a predicted model, not a curated record. The transcript is spliced from 3 exons.